UCGACGAGGUUACGAGUGUCCCGAGGAAAGAGAUUAUUAUCCUUACUGGCAUCCGACUGACUGGAUUGAUAUCGCAGUUUUGGGAGACCAAGCAGAUUGUGACUUUUACAAGUCACAGAGCUUCAACACCAAACCUAAGGAGGAGUGUAUGGAACCUUAUAACAAAAAAAAGGCUUACAAUGAAAAGACAAACAAAUGGCGUCAUGCCUCACAAUACAACAACAAAGCUGAUUGCGAAGCAAACAAUGGAAUAUGGGUGACAUUUCACAACUAUCUUGAAGAGACUGAUCUUAGUGAGGCACAGUGUACUGGUGAAGAGUACAUAUGGGCCAUUCCCUAUCGCUCUGAAAAAUUGGACCAGUUGAAAGGUACUGAUCCCGAGGAUUGGAAGAAAUGCUUGGUCGCGUUACCCAAACCAGAAUGUGGACCAGCCCCGUACUCACGUUCCAAUCACCUGGGUAACGGUGAGGGCGUGGUCGCUCUUAACUAUCCUUGGAAGAUACCCCGCUUCCCUUCAGGAGACGAACAGAAAUGUGUACUGAGAAUAAGGUACAAUAUCUCCACAAACGAUUACGACGUGAAAAAUACAUUCUCUGGUUCAAACGACGUCGACUCUGUCAUUGAAAACGACCCAGAAGUAGAGUAUGGAGCACCAGACAACAACAAGGUUCCCCUUCAGCUGGCCAUAAACACGGCUCAAUUCGGUCGAACAUUCCAGGAUCGCUCUCAUGUCUUUAAGAUCAUACCAAGAAAGCCGGAGUUCCAGGAUAAGCGAAUCCUGAAUCUGAAUGUGCGAGGGAAGAGAGGGAAUAUUGUCCAGGUUUACCCCGCCGUAGAAUACGACUUCACUCCAAAGAGGAUGUCGAUUACGACAAAUGAUUACCUCCAUGUCCAAUGGACAGGUUCCAACAGAAAUCCAAAAAACAAUGCUGGUGAAGGGCGCAAACAAACCGACCGUAGCAACAUUGUCGCAAUGCAAUCGCCUGACAAAAGCUUCCCGUAUUAUGGCGCCGAUUCAUUCGAAAAUGCCCAAGUUGUUUAUGCUCUGGACGGUACUCAAGGUAUGUCGUCAGCUGACGCUGCUGUUGCCUUGGCUACGGCGGGCCACUUCAAAAACGCGGCCAAUGUUCCCGCCAAUCUGAAUCAAUUGGGUGAAUGUAAUAGACAGCAACUAGCUCAACUGGACUGCUAUCCACCGUCCUACUCUGGGUUACUCCUGCGUUUCACGAAAGCCGGAACAUACUAUUACAUGAGUUCCCGUAACAACAACUUCACCAAUCGAAGUCAAAAGGGCAGGCUUACAGUCACCGAUUAGAAAAAAAUGACGUUACAUAAUUAUAUAAAAUGCUACGUCAAUUUGUGCAUGUUAGUUACGUUCAAACAGGGUUAAUAAGAUAUAUUUUGCCCUGCAGAUAGUUUGUUCAUGUGUUAGUUACGGUAUAUUAUAUGCCUAUAGCUGUAUAACCCUUCUAGAUCCUUGCGAUCUGUUUUAGCAGUCACUGACCACGUAAAAUAUUUUUCUUUGUGUAAUCUUCUUAACUUUGCCGUUUGUAAUUCUUUUAAUAUUCAAGGAUUUCUUAAUAAAAUUAUACCCAACA
Molecule: messenger RNA, 1598 nt
Organism: Dendronephthya gigantea
Lineage: Eukaryota; Metazoa; Cnidaria; Anthozoa; Malacalcyonacea; Nephtheidae
Product: protein DD3-3-like
Exons: 6
Coding region: 149-1315 (388 amino acids)
Source: RefSeq, a predicted model, not a curated record